This is a messenger RNA of Gekko japonicus, 2186 nucleotides long. RefSeq names its product crystallin lambda 1 (gene CRYL1). The record is from RefSeq and is a predicted model, not a curated record. The coding region runs from base 68 to 1042 and encodes 324 amino acids. The transcript is spliced from 8 exons. Gene Ontology annotation, biological process: fatty acid metabolic process. NCBI's taxonomy places the organism in Eukaryota, Metazoa, Chordata, Lepidosauria, Squamata, Gekkonidae. Gene Ontology annotation, molecular function: L-gulonate 3-dehydrogenase activity; NAD+ binding.
CCCAAGUUGCCCAGAAGGCUCUUGGCUCUCGUUCCAGUGCUCCUGGCGUUAGACUUGCUCUGGCAAGAUGACUACUAUACAAGAGGGACAGGUUGUGAUUGUUGGCAGUGGACUCAUUGGAUGUAGCUGGGCCAUGGUAUUUGCUUCUGGUGGUUACCAAGUAAAACUUUAUGAUAUUGUGCAAGAACAGGUAACAAAAGCCCUGGAAAAAAUCAGGAAACAGAUGAAAGAACUUGAGGAGAUCGGGAUGUUGAAAGGAACACUGAAGGCGGAGCAGCAGCUCUCCCUUAUUAGUGGCUGCACAGAUUUAAAAGCAGCAGUAGAGGGAGCCAUGUACAUUCAGGAGUGCACGCCUGAGAACUUAGAACUGAAAAAGAAGAUUUUUGGCCAGUUAGAUCUCCUCGUCGGUAACAACGUUAUUCUAAGUAGCUCGACAUCCUGCCUUUUACCUACGAAAUUGUUCACUGGACUGAAGCACGUUAAACAGUGUAUAGUGGCACAUCCUGUAAACCCACCAUAUUAUGUGCCUCUGGUUGAACUGGUUCCCCACCCAGAAACAGACCCUUGUACACUGGAAAGAACUUAUGCUCUGAUGAAGAAGAUUGGACAGUCCCCAGUUAAACUAACCAAAGAGAUUGAUGGCUUUGUUCUGAACCGGCUCCAGUAUGCAAUUAUUAGUGAAGCAUGGAGGCUUGCUGGUGAUGGAAUAAUCUCUCCUGUGGAUCUAGACCUUGUGAUGUCUGAUGGUUUGGGGAUGCGAUAUGCUUUUAUGGGGCCACUGGAAACGAUGCAUCUUAAUGCGGAAGGACUGCGCAAUUAUUGCAAGAGGUACCGUGAAGGGAUAGUGCGUGUCUUGAAAAGCUUUGGGCCAAUACCAGAUUUUGCUGGAGCAACAGAAGAUAAAAUCUAUGCGGCAAUGUGUAAAGAGACUCCAGAUGAUGCAGAGCACUUGAACGCCAGAAGGCAAUGGCGAGACAACUGCCUGGUGCACUUGGCAAAGCUGAAAAAGGAAAUAAAAUCCGAGGAUUUGCAUCAUCAUUAAGCCAUGGGAGCAGCCACCAUCAGGCUUGGGAUACAAGUGGGUGCGUCCUUUCCACGGGCAAAAUGAGAAGGAAGGGGUGAUGCAACACGCGAAAGAUAAUUACAGUGGCGAAAGGCCAGUUGAUCUGUACUGCUGUAGUCAGUUAAUUACGAUUAAUAUAUUUUCAUCUGAAGAUCAUCAGAAGCUUGAUUCUAGAUGUUGUUUUAAAGCCGCAUCCUGAGGCCUCUUGAAGGCAAAUGCGCAGAGUUCACUAGAACUGCAUAAGGGGUAUAGCUAAUUAUAUUGCAGCUUUAAAUACUUUUGAACCACUGGAAUGAAAUACGGUUUCCAUUUUAAGUAACAUCCUGUAUUUUCGAACACAGAUCGGGCAGCCACUGUAUAUCCGUAACUGUAAUGUUUUAGGUUCUCCAGCCCCUGGAUUUCUUCUUCAUAUUUUCAUCAUCUUGGAUGUUAACAGCAUUCAGUACAUUCAUACAUCUGACAGAGUGGGGUCCAGCUCACAAAAACUUUACACCUUUUAUAACCUUGCUUUUGGAUUAAUUGAAACCAGGUCUCUAUUUUCAAGCAUAAAAAGAUGACUGCCUGUCCCUGUGGACUAAAUUCAUCUUUCUUUGGGCAGGGAAGAGCAUCUUACCCCAUCUAUAAUUAUCAUAAUCUUAAAUAUAUAUGAAAGUGAGUAUAUCUCAUGCAUGUUAACGGACCUUACUUUCAAAUAAACGUGCUUAGCUUCAUGGCCUCUGUUAUUGGUAUCUAUACUGGGUUGUUGGUAUCUAUACUGGGAGGACAACAGCGGGAAUACAUGAUCAGCGCAAUCCUCAGAACACUUUCUGGGAGUAAGCCCCAGCAAAUAGAUCUGAGUAGGGUUCUAAAUAGACCUCCCUAGCAUUGCUCUUGAUGCUAACUGCAGGAUAAUGUACCUUUUUACUUGGCUUCAUGUGUGAAGACUUUAGGUGUUAGCAAAGUACAGUUCUGCCACAAUUCUGGUUGAAGAGAAUGAUUGUUUCUCUUACAAGCUCCUUUCCCCUAGGCCUUAGGUAUCAUAGAGACAACAAUCAAAUAAAUGGCUCAGUCACUGGUUCAUAUGUACAUUUGAGAUCUUAUACAGAUUUUUUUAAUUUUUUGUUAAAAUCCAUCUUAAUACAUA